This is a messenger RNA of Engraulis encrasicolus (European anchovy), 1902 nucleotides long. RefSeq names its product zgc:103586. The transcript has 8 exons. Lineage: Eukaryota; Metazoa; Chordata; Actinopteri; Clupeiformes; Engraulidae. The record is from RefSeq and is a predicted model, not a curated record. Gene Ontology annotation, molecular function: cytidine deaminase activity; zinc ion binding. Bases 24 to 842 code for a protein of 272 amino acids. Gene Ontology annotation, cellular component: cytosol.
AUUUGCAGCAGCUUAAUAGGAACAUGGAACCGACGCGUGACAGAUCUCAAGUUGCAAUCGCAACAAUAGUUGUAGUAAACAUCAUACUCUGGAUGGUUCUGAUAGCUGCAGUGGGCAUGGGCUGUAUUCAUCUGAACGACUGCCCCGUCCAGCAGAAGGUGCCAGUGUUCCUCAUAGUGCUGGGGGCGUUUGGUCUCCUCUCCUUGAUGUUGGUGUAUGUGAGGGGCACACUGUGCCAGGGGGACCUCCAGCUACUGAGCACUAUAUUCACCACCAUCUGCUGUUCCUUCCUCCUUGGCUGGCUCAUCGCAGGAAAUAAUUGGAUCUUCUCUAUAUAUCCACCAAACUACAGCCCACUGAGUAAGGAUGCCUAUUGCCUGAAGAGGCUGUAUCUCUUUGCGUUUGGCCUUGUGUGUGUGGGAAACAGUCAAGUUGCCGAGCUCGUUUCCAAAUGCUUGCAGGCACGCGACAUGGCGUACUGUCCGUACAGCCGCUUCCCUGUCGGCGCCGCAAUCCUGACGUCAGGUGGCACUAUAAUCACAGGUUGCAAUGUGGAGAACGCUUCCUAUGGCCUCACGGUGUGUGCAGAGAGGACAGCCAUCCAGAGAGCUGUGGCCGAGGGGCAUCGAAGUUUCACAGCCAUUGCUGUCACAUGUGACAUCAAGGACAGUUUUGUGGGGCCAUGUGGAGCAUGUCGCCAGGUCCUCAUGGAGUUUGGAUCUGAAUGGGACAUUUACUUGACCAAGCCGGAUGGAUCUUACAAGAAGACCAGCCUGAAAGAACUGCUACCCCUAGCCUUCUCACCAGCUCAUUUGAGAGCAGACAUGACUGUUAAACUUUGAGCAACACAUCCCAGUGAUAAGCUUUAGAUUCUGUUGCAGGCUUUACAUUCAGGUUUGAGGAUGACAAGUCUGCCCGACAACUCAGUGGGACUGUUUUAAAAUGUUGAAGUGCCAUUUUAUUUAUUACACUUUUGUAUGAAUAAUAACCCUGUUCUGGUUCAUGGUGUGAAUCAUGACGGCUUUAUUUGUUUUUGUAGUUUUGACUAAUUGAGUGUUAAAAUGAAUGUUGACACCAAGGUCAGGGCGGUUACAUACCGCCAUUCCGACAUACUGCCAAUCCGACAUUGACAUUUUAUUGCAGGAACCAUUUUUCCAGCUUACAGGAACUGUUUUUCAAAGAUCUCAGACCCUACCUUUAAGGACAUUUGGACCGUGACAAAAUUAUACACUAAUCCUGUAAUUGCGCCGUCACUCUCUCCACUGUCCUCUCGUUUUGCAACAUUGUAUUCUAUUGCAAAUGUCAAUAGAGUUAGAACGUUGUUCACGCGCCUUUAAGUACUUGCAACAAGGUUUAAAUGACUCGGAAUGGCAAUCAAAUUAUGUCGGAAUGGCAAUAUGUCGGAAUGGCGGUUGCCCCCCCGGUCAGGGCAGGGUGAGGGCAGCUGUGGUUGCUGAGCUGGUCUUGGGAUUGGGAAUUCUGUGCCGGUGUGAAAAGCUGUUUGGUUAGCCCACAACAGCCAGUUACCCAGAUGUGAGAACCACAUUGAUGGGAGCUGAUAUUUACUUGACAUUUGGCUAGUUAUUGGGAGAAUCCAGUUACUGUAGCUUAUAACACCGGCAAGGGCAUCAAACCAGGGACUGUGCCUGUACCCAAUUCACUUCAAGUCGCUCUGGAUAGGGGCAUCAGGUAAAUGCAAUAGUGCAUUAUGAAGUGGGGUAGCCUAUAAAACAUUUGGGCCAAAGUGUUUAAUUUUGUUAAAAGUAGACCAAGGUCUAAUAUGUUGUUUCACACAAAACAUUGUGUUUGUACUUAGUAGUAUGUGUGUCAGUUGAUGUUGAAAUAAAUGCAUGAAUAAAAAGCUGUAAUUGACUAAUGAAUAAUAAAAUAAAUUUCAACAGA